UCGAUCGCCACAAUCGCCGCACCUGCAAUACAAUGUUGGCCCCGCAGCAAGAAGUCGAAGUUGAUGUUCGAAAGGAAGAUCAAGAACGAAUCAAUGAGUUCGGUCGCAACAACUCGCGACUCGCCGAUCUUCGUGACGAAUUGAAGGCGCUCAAGGAAAAGUUGGAAACGCUGGACGAUGCCAACACGGAAAUCAUGAUGGGCGAAGGAAACAACGUCCAAUUGUUUAUCGGCGAAUCAUUCGUCGAGGUUUCAGAAGAAGUUGCCCAGGAGUACCUCGAAGCGCAGACAGAGAAAGCGAAUGACGCCGUCGCCAAGCUCGCCGCGGAGGAGACCAAGUUGGAAUCGCGUCAAGACGCAUUGAAGAAGGUGCUGUACGCACGUUUUGGCACGAGCAUCAAUUUGGAAGACAAGUAAAAACCAUUUAGUUAUCACACAUGGUACAAUAUGUUGUCUUUAAGUUCGUUUCUGC
Messenger RNA from Aphanomyces invadans, 471 nucleotides. RefSeq lists its product as hypothetical. The record is from RefSeq and is a predicted model, not a curated record. Gene Ontology annotation, cellular component: prefoldin complex; cytoplasm. Gene Ontology annotation, biological process: protein folding. The transcript is spliced from 6 exons. The coding region runs from base 33 to 416 and encodes 127 amino acids. NCBI's taxonomy places the organism in Eukaryota, Oomycota, Saprolegniomycetes, Saprolegniales, Verrucalvaceae.